Molecule: messenger RNA, 2324 nt
Organism: Patella vulgata (common limpet)
Lineage: Eukaryota; Metazoa; Mollusca; Gastropoda; Patellidae
Product: E3 ubiquitin-protein ligase XIAP
Exons: 6
Coding region: 942-2324 (460 amino acids)
Source: RefSeq, a predicted model, not a curated record
AGUUUGCGGAACAAAAAUCUGAUCAACUUUGGCUGAUAAAAAUUGAAAAUAAAAGAUUCCAGUUUGCGGAACAAAAAUCUGAUCAACUUUGGCUGAUAAAAAUUGAAAAUGAUGGGAGUAAUAUUUUCAAAAUGGAUCCUGCUGCAAGGCAGGGGAUAUGGCUGUUUGUAGAAAAUAUUUACCAUACUUGUUGCAAAGUUGUGCUCUACCUAGAUGUGCUCUAUUGUACAUUUACAAUCAUCGGAGAAGGAAACAGCAUACUAUCUCAUUCAAUAUUCUACAGAAUUGCUUUAACUUAGAUAUAUAUUUAUUCUGCUUAGCGUGUAAUGGUUUUCACAAACUUUGUUCUAUAUUUCAUUAUCAUAAUAUAUAUGUGUGUAUAUAUAUGGUAAUUUUAAUAUUUUCAAUAAUACAACCUAGAAAUCUUCAGAUUAAACACAAAGAUCGACAUAAACAUUAUAUAACAUUAAAUAGUAGCGUGUAUUGUAUUUUUACAUCUCAUAGAAAAACCAAAAGACGAAAACAUUUUCAAAUAUUAAAUAGUAGCGUGCAUUGUAUUGGUAACUUUAUCACGACAUAUAGUCGUGUGUUUAUAUCUCAUAGAAAAACCAAAAGACGAAAACAUUUUCAAACAUUAAAUAGUAGCAUGUAUUGUAUUAUUAACUUUAUCACAAACUAUAGAAUAGAAGUGUGUUAAUAUCACAUAGAAAAAAAAAAAAAAAAAGAAAACAUUUUAUAAUUUUAUAACAUUAAAUAAAAGUGUUUAUUAAAAACAUUAACUUUAUAACCUGUAUUAUAUUCAUACAAUAUCAGAAAUGGCAGUGUAUCUAUCAUUUAAUUCAUCAGAAUAAAAGUAAACAUAUUUCAAAGUGCAAGAGUUAUUAAGUGUUAAGCAUUUUUAAAUUUAAAAGCAUAUCUUUGCUAUACAUAUUAAUUACAAUAUGAUUACGCGGCUAAGUCAAACAUUAACCAUAGAAACCAUAAAACAGGGUAUUAGUGGUGAUGUACAACCAACUUCAGAUUGUAUGAAAUAUGAAUGGAUGAGACUAGGUUCUUUCAAAUUAUUUCCUAGACAAUCUGAAGGAAGGCCGAUAAAAUUAGCUAAAGCUGGGUUUGUCUUUACCGGUACCAGAGAAGAUGAUGCUGUCACGUGUUUUACAUGUGGUGUUACUAAAAAUAACUGGCGUAAAUAUGAAGACCCUCUUCAAGUUCACAAAGAUCUGAAUUCAAGAUGUAAUUUUGUAAACAAUAUAUCUAUAAAUGUCAGCAUCGUAGUUCCAGAACCGAUUGUCUAUGGCAAAAUUUUGGAGACUCUGCAUGAAACGUACUGUAGUGGAAACAGGGGGGAGAACUCGCGCAGUACAUCUCCAUUCUCUACAGGUAUCAACACUGGAAUAACGGACCCAACAAUAAGACAAACAUAUGGUAUUCCAUUAGAAAGACAAGAUACAAACCAGGCAGUACAAGUCACUGACGAUGGAAUGGGAGCAGAUGUUAGUAGAAUGGUACCCAAUCAAUCCAUGAGUUCUGCUAGUGUUGUAUUAACGGGUGACUCUAACAGACAAACUAUGGUAGUAGAAGAAGCAAGAUUAAGAACAUUUCAAAACUGGCCAAGAUAUUUGACUGUUAGACCGAUUGAAUUAGCACGAGCUGGAUUCUAUUAUCUUGGUUCUGCUGACCGGGUACAGUGUGCCUUCUGUAGAGGUAUUUUGAGGGACUGGGAAGAAGCAGAAAGUCCAGUCGCUGAACACUGGAGAUAUUUUUCCAGUUGUGAAUUCUUGAGAGGAACCGACCAAUCUAAUGUUCCGAUUAUACCAAAUGAUAGUUAUAUACAUGAUUAUGUAUCAACUCAUCCACUGAGUUCUACAGAUGAAGAUGUUAGAGCAGCUCUUAAUCCACUAUCAACUAUCUUAAAAAAUGGAAAUUUAAACCUAGUUCAAAGUGAUGCCCCAGCAACCGCAGAAGAUUUAGGUAUCAUCACUCAAACAGCUUCCCAACCAGAUAAAGCUAUACUCGCUACUCGAGUGGCAACAUUUGCUAAUUGGCCGAGAAGAUCGCCAUUGCCCAGCAAAGAACAGAUUGCUGAAGCUGGAUUUUACUACCUUGACCGAGAAGAUGCAGUAAAAUGUUUCUUUUGUGGUGGUGUUUUAAAAUCCUGGAGAGAUGAGGAUAUCCCAUGGAAAGAACAUGCAAAAUGGUUUCCUAAAUGUGCAUAUUUACUGAGGAUCAAAGGUCAAGAAUUUGUGGACACUAUACAUCAACCUGGUACCGGUACGGCAAAGGUUGUAGGAACUAAUGGUUCUGUGGGUGCUACAGGUCAGUAA